Molecule: messenger RNA, 2535 nt
Organism: Insectozyma verbasci
Lineage: Eukaryota; Fungi; Ascomycota; Pichiomycetes; Serinales; Debaryomycetaceae
Source: the annotation of a GenBank genome assembly
AUGCCACAUUCUGGAGAUCAUAAUACUUUUGAGAAUGAAAGUUCAUUACGUAGCUUACCUGUCCCUUCCUUACAGUCAACAACUCAACAGUUAUUAAGUGCUUUAAAACCAUUAGUACCAACCAAUGAAUACGCAGAAUUAUUACAAGAGUCGGCAGAAUUUAUAUCUAGUGAUUUAAUAAAUUUAAUUCAACAACAUCUUGAAGCAAUUGGUCAGAAUCCAAAAUAUACAAAUUAUUUAAAUGUUGUUAAUAAUGACACUACCCCAGCUGUUUAUGGAGAAUUAAAAGGUGAUAUAUUACCACGUAAUCCAUAUUUGAUUUUGGAAGAAGAUCCAUAUUCGAAAACUAUAAAUCCUCCAAAUCAAGCUGAAAGAUCAGCUAACUUAAUUAAUUCCACGUUAAAAUUUAUUGUGACAUUACGUAAUGGGACUUUGAAACCAGAUAGAACACCAAAGAAUAAUAAUCCGCUUACAAUGAAUUGUUAUAAACAUUUAUUUGGAACUACCAGAGCACCUGAUUUUACUGAAAAUAGUAAUGAUUUGAGAGUUAAGAAAUAUUUAGAUAUUAACGAUUCAAGACAUAUUCUAAUUAUUGCAAAUAAUCAAUACUACAAAUUGGAAGUAUUAACUCCAUUUUUUGAAGAAGAAUAUAAAGAAACCUACUCAAAACAUAAGAUUUGGUUUAAUGAUCAUGAAUUGUCUAAAAUUUUACAAUUAAUUAUUGAUGAAUCAGAUACCGUUGAUCCUAUUAAAUCAAUUAAUAAUGCUGUUGGUUCGAUCACUACCCAGUCUUUGAAAAAUUGGAAAAUUGCAAGAUUAGCAUUAAGAGAAUCAAAUAAAGACAACAUGAAACUUAUAAAUGAUGCUUUAUUCGUUCUAGUACUUGAUCCAAACUCACCAAAAUCAGAUCAAGAGAAAACAUCAGUUAUAUCUCAUGGUACUUCCGUAUUGUCUCAUGCUAAUGUUCAAAUCGGAUCAUGUACUUCAAGAUGGUAUGAUAAAUUACAAAUGAUAGUCACUAGAAAUUCAGUAGCUGGAGUUGUUUGGGAAAGUAUGUCCAUGGAUUCAACUGCAAUUUUAAGAUUUAUAAGUGAUAUAUAUACUGAUUCAGUAUUGAAAUUGGCUAAAAAUAUUAAUGGUAGUGAAUAUACUUUAUUUGAUAACAAUGUAUGCUUUGUUUCAUCAAGUAAUGACAAACCAGAGCCAGAAAAGAUCCAGUUCAAUUUAAUUCCAGAGAUACAAAAUAUUAUACACCUUUCAGAGACUAGAUUGGCUGAUUUAAUUAAUCAACAUGAGUAUAAAACGCAUAUGAUUAAAUUGGAGUCAAACUUAUGUAAGAAAUUCAAUCUUUCAGUAGAUUCAAUAAUGCAAGUUUGUUUUCAAAUUACAAAUUAUUCACUUUAUGGAAGAAUGGUGAAUACGUUAGAACCAAUAACUACAAGAAAAUUCAAAGAUGCAAGAACUGAAUUAAUACCUGUUCAAAACGAGUCAUUGUUAAAUUUAGUCAAAUUAUAUAUCUCCAGUGCAAAAUCACAAGAGAAGUUUGAAUUAUUUAAGAAAUGUAGUCAAAUACAUACUAAACAAUACCUUGAUGCAAUGAAUGGAAAAGGUUUCGAAAGACACUUGAUGUCAAUUGUUCAAGUUAUAAAGAAACCGAAUAUUGUAAAGACUUUAAACAAUAUCAAUACUCAUCUUCCAACAAUCCACAUUGAUGAAAAUACCGAUAUACCAUUACUUUUAAACCCCAACAUUGAGAAAUUGACAAAUCCAGAAUUAUUAAUUUCAAAUUGUGGUAAUCCAGCAUUAUUAUUAUUUGGUAUUCCACCUGCUGUUGAUCAAGGUUUUGGUAUUGGUUAUAUCAUACAUCAUGAUAAGGUCAUAAUUACAGUAUGUUCAAAACAUAGACAAACUGAACGAUUUAUUGGAACAUUUCAUAAAGUUAUACAAGACCUUAAGUCAAAUUUAAGACAUAAAUCAAAUUUCCUUUUGUCAAUUUCUGAUUCACAGCUGAGAAAGAUGGAAAUACAGAGAUUAAGAGUUGAAAGAGAAUUGAGUUCAGUUUCAUUAAAUUCACCAUCUACAAGUCAUCCAAUUAAAUUAACUGUCGAUAAAGAUGAUGCAACUCCAGAUUUAGAACCUGAUAAUCAAAGAAGAAACUCGACUUCGUCAUCGGAUAGCGAUAAUUUUGAAUUGAUGGGUGGUUAUGGAUAUUUCGAUUAUGGUGAAUUAGAAUUACGUAGAGAUUUAAUUUCCAAAAAUGAGAGUUAUUUGAAUAGUACAACAAGUUCAAAUUUAAGUAGCCCAUUAAGCUCAAAACAUCAUUCAGGGACAAAUCUAGUCAAACUAGCAACUAUGGCUACUAAAUCACAAUCACCUGAUUACGAUUUGAAACAGAAACAAUCAUUAAGUGAAAGAAUUAGGGAUAAAUUAUCUAGAAGUGAGGAUACAUUACCUUCUGUAACUUCAGAAGAUAGUCAAUCAUCCAAACCUAAGAAUUCUAUAGGCAGAUCUUUAGAUAUCUCUCAAUAUCAUUGA